Molecule: messenger RNA, 11040 nt
Organism: Cydia pomonella (codling moth)
Lineage: Eukaryota; Metazoa; Arthropoda; Insecta; Lepidoptera; Tortricidae
Gene: Lap1
Product: protein lap1
Exons: 1
Coding region: 1455-4172 (905 amino acids)
Biological process (GO): neurotransmitter receptor transport, endosome to postsynaptic membrane; neurotransmitter receptor transport postsynaptic membrane to endosome
Cellular component (GO): postsynaptic membrane; adherens junction; postsynaptic density
Molecular function (GO): protein binding
Source: RefSeq, a predicted model, not a curated record
UUAAACCUUCACGAUUUAGGCCAAUCAAAUUAGAUCCAAAAAUAGCGUAUUGAGGAAUUAAUUCCCAGUAAGCUGGAAAUUGUUUUAAUACAUUUAUUUGGUCCUUAAUGCGUGUAAUCCGAGUUUGCUCUAUCCCAGGAGGUGUGCAUAUAUUUUGGGAUCCUUAGGAGAUAUUUUUUUCCUUUUGAUUGCCAAACCACUCGAUGUAGAAGGAACCCACUAUCAAUUACAAUAGCACUUGGUGGAUCAGACACUGGUAAGAAAGCGUUUUCGGAUUAUUAACAUAAUUUUACCAAAAAUAAUAAAUGACGACCUUUUUUUAUUAAGGUACCUUAAAUGAAUGAAUCAAUCAAUAUAUUUUAUUGCAAGGACAUAGUUAAUAUAUAGUUAAAUUAAUACUCGUAAUUAGAACAAAUUUUCCGUCGGCCGUACCGUUGUCGAUUUACAAGCAAAAAAACUGCAAAAGAGGAAACAUUUAUGCACACCUCCUGGAAUGGAGCAAACUUGGAUUACACGUAUAUUUAGGUUGAAAAAAUCUUAUUGUGUUGGCCUAAUUGUGACACAUUAUUAUUUAAGAAAACGGGACUUAAUCGCGUUUGAUUAAGUUCUAAAAUUACCUCCAACGUCAAAAUAAUGAUGUCAACUUUACACAGUCUUCUCUGAGACCAUGGGGACAACGCCGUCCUUGAAACGUCUGGUCAGAGGUAAUUUUAAAACUUACCCUAUUAAGUCCCGUUUUCGUAAACAAUAAUUUGCUAUUUAAGACAUUCGUGGCCGUUGGUACUGGUUCUGACAAGAACCAAUGGCCAAUGACUAAGCCCCUACUGAAGCUCGGCCUUUGCCCUCACAUGAAUGAGCUUCGCAGGAAAGCUCUAGAGGUUGCAAAACCCUGUACGGAGUACGGCCUAUGUCUUACGUCUUCGCUUACACUUGGACAAUGGUUGGCUUGGCCUCCGGACUUAUGCGAAGCACGGUCUUCGAAUUUGCUUACACUUGACCUUACCUACUAGUAGAAAAGGCGCAUAAUUAAAUUUUCUAUGGGACAAUAACCCUUUGCGCCAAUUUUUUUUUAAUUUGCCGCUUUUUUCUACUGGCGAAAAUGGCUUGUCAGACUAUAUAUAAUACAACAAGUAAUGAUGUGGCUAUUGGAACGCACCUCUUGUCAAGGCCUAAAAAAAAGUGAACUGUCAGAUUGGAUAAGUAUGUGUUGGGAUGGGAAGGUCAAUCACAAGUUUUUUGAGUUGAGUGAUUCAUUAUCGAGGGGUUCAAUUAGUUUAUUUCCUGUUACAUCAAAUUUUAAUACAAUAACAUACAGUGCCAUUUAAGAUAAUCAAGUAUUAUACCAGUAUGAUAAUAACAAUGUUGUUAUACACGAGUAAGGGCUACGAGUGAAUUGUUCAAUGGAACGAAUAUUGUAAAUUUGUGUUUGUGUAUGGAAAGUACCUUUCUGUACAAUGCCUUUCGAUUUUUUGUGUUGUGUGAGGCCGGGGGUGGAGGAUGUGUGCGAGUUAGACUAUUCCCACCAGUCCUUGACGGACGUUCCUACGGAAGUGUUCGUCUAUGAAAGGACGCUCGAGACUCUACUAUGUAAUAGCAACCGAAUUAGCGAGUUGCCGCGCCAACUGUUCAUGUGCCAUGGCCUGAAGCACCUGGAUCUCAGUGACAACGAGCUUCAAGCAAUCCCUACGGCCAUCUCUUCCCUGGUCAACCUUCACCAUUUCAACAUCAGCAGGAACACACUCGCCUCGUUACCUGACACCAUGAAAGGCCUGAAGUAUUUAACAUUCUUAGAUUUAUGUGUUAACCCUUUGGAAAAACUUCCCGAUGCCAUCACAAAUCUAAUUGCUUUGCAAGAAUUAUAUUUAAACGAUACCUACCUUGAGUAUCUACCGGGUAAUUUUGGACGACUUGCUAAUUUACGUAUACUUGAGUUAAGAGAUAAUUAUUUAAUGAUUUUACCUAAAUCUUUGUCUCGCUCAACUGAACUUCUCAGACUUGAUUUAGGUCAGAAUGAAUUCCAACAAUUCCCUGAAGUAAUUGGAAGAUUUAUAAAGCUGAGAGAACUGUGGAUCGACAACAACAGUCUGACAAGUAUACCUAGUGUAAUCAAACCUUUGGAGAACUUGAUACAUUUGGAAGCUAGCAAUAAUAUGAUCGAAGAGCUUCCUGUUGAAAUUGGAUACUGUUCAAAAUUAAUGGACAUAAGUUUAUCAGCAAAUGCUCUCACUCAGCUUCCAGACAGCAUCGGUCAACUUGGCAAUCUGACAACACUAAAAUUGGACAAUAAUAGGCUGUAUUCUAUCCCAGAGAGUAUAGGUCAGCUUUCAAAUCUAGAGGAGUUAAUGCUCAUGUGCAAUUACAUAGACAAAAUCCCGUCUUCUAUUGGUCUGCUCAGAAAAUUACAAUAUCUCAAUAUUGAUGACAACAUGAUAAGAGCAAUACCCCCUGAGAUAGGAAGUUGUUCAAGAUUAUCAGUAUUAUCAUUGCGAGCAAAUAAAUUGACUAAGGUCCCGCCAGAAAUUGGUCACCUUUCCUCCUUAAAAGUUCUAAACUUAGUGAGAAAUUCUCUGAACAGCCUUCCUCAGUCCUUACUGAAUUGUGAUAAUCUUGUUGCCCUUUGGCUGUCUGAGAAUCAAAGCAAACCUCUUGUGCCUAUGCAUUCUGAAGUGGAUCCACAAACCUAUGAGCAAGUCCUCACUUGUUUCCUCUUUCCCCAAGUGCCUUUGACCCCCAUUGAAAACAAAUUGGAGAAUGACAAAUCUGAAAAUGCAGAAGUUCAGCCGUCUGCACGCCAUAUUAGCUUUGUAGACAUGAAAGUAGCACCUAAAAUACCUGAAAAGCCAGGUCAGUUAAGAAGAGCGCCAACACCUUAUCCAAAAGAGUUAAGGGCUCUGGCCAAACAUGCCAGAAAUAUUCACAAAGAUGGUACACAAGAUGUGUCUCCUCCAAUGCAAAAUACUGUAUUAAUCAAAGCUGCUAAAAUAACACCUACACUACAGCAGAGAUUUGCAUCAGAUAACAAGAAGGAAAUUGAAGAUGGCAAGGAUAAUACAGAUGGCAAUACUGAUCCUAUGAAGGUUUCUGUCUAUGAUAAUGUUACACCGGAUAAUGCAUAUGACAGACCUCUUGAUCUAGAAAAGACCUAUAAAAGUGUAGAUCAUGCAUUGUACCCUGAUAACAAUGUUGAUGAGGAUAAUGAUUUUAAACCUGUUAAUCACUAUAACAUGUCACAAAAAUCACAUUUUGGGAAUGAACAUAAUACUGAAGUUUAUUCUUCAAGACAGGAACUUGAUAGGAAUAAUGUUCCAGUACCUCAAAAUGUAUAUACCCAUAUGGAACCUAAGAAUUAUCAUAAUAGCAAUGAAAAUAAUUACCAAAGCAAUUUCAAUAGGGUACACAGUCAACUACAAAGAUUAAGUUUAACCUCUCAAGAUAGACGGUCAAAUAAUGAAACCAUAAUAUCAACACAUUUUGAUGACAACACAUAUAAUCACAGACCCGUAAUAGACAAUGCUAAAAAUUUUGAGGCCAUUUACCAUAGAAGAGAACAUCCCAUAACGAAAGGAAAUCACCAUGAAAGAAUUUAUGAAACUGAGAGCUAUGGUUAUGCUAAUGACAAGAACUACAGCCAAAGCAAUUAUGACUGUUACAGCUAUCACCCUCAUGGCAAUGCGCCAAAUCCGCGAGUACACACUAUUAGCCAGGUCGUCAGCUCGACAACUAUGCCUAAUUUGAGUAACUACAGCAGCGCCUAUCCAGGCCCCCCUGUAGAAAGUCAUCAUUAUUCUACAUCAUCUCCAAAUGCCAAUAUUUAUGGAAUGUCAGCCUCAAGUCCUACUUACAUCCCUACGCAGUCGCCAGAAUUGUAUUCACCAACAGGGCAUACAAAUACUACUAAUCCAUACAGGAUGACGAACACACCACUUAUUUCGGAUGACGGUAGUUACAAUCAUGUACACGCUCCUUCAACACCUAACAUGUAUGAUUUGUAUGACGCUAUACCAAGUCCUUCAAUCGGAGCUCCGUCAAACCCACCGAGCGUGAUAAGCCAUCGCCACAGCCCAAGCAGUGCAAUGUCUGAACCAGUAUAUGGUAGAGGCCAGCCUCCGCCUUACCAUGUAGUAGCUCCUUACACGAAACACGCUCAAUAUUUCAAUGGAACGGGUGGAUAGUGUUUAAUGAAAGGAAAACAGAAGAUCUUACAAAAACCCUGCCCAUAUCAUCAAUAACAAGUAAGUGGCAAGUGUUAGUGAUCUGAUGUCUGUUUUCUAGACGUGCAAUUUUAAUGUGAUACCUUCAUACGUUGAAGUUGAAAAGGAAAUACUGAGGUGCUACAAGGUGGAUUUUAUUGUUGGAAUGUGUCCAAAGGAAUAUUUUUAUGACUAGUUCUUUAGUGCGAUGUGAGUGCUUCAUACGUUUAGAGCAGUGCUCGGAAACAAAAACCAACCAUUGCGUACUUCGAUAGUGACAAGCUGUGGUGUACAACGACUGGCAAAUCAUUACUUCCGGGCACUGAUCCAAUUGAUCAUGAUUGUCUAAAAGUCAGAAAAAUGUGGCUGCUGGCGUAGCUAUUGUCAUUGAUGCCAAAGUAGUGACUGCAGCUACAAUAGAGUAAUUAUUUAAUUAAAUUGAGUAGGAUUUAUGGCAUAUAUAUGUAUAUGGCAAACUGUAAAAAACGAGCACUCUAGGUGACAGCGUAGGUACUGGUUUAGUACAUUGUGUAACAACUAUGUUGUUUCAUUAAUUAUACUGUUAUGAAUAUGAUAUGAUUGUUAAAGUAAUAAUCAAAUUGAUAAAUAAAGCCUGCACGGAAAGUUGUGAAGCUCAGCUAUAUGUCAGCAAUAAUACUUAAAACUGCAAAUCUCUAUACAAAGUUGCAUACUUUAAGAGUUUCACUCGGUGGCAUUACAAUUUAUGAUGUAUGCGAAAAAGAGGUCCCAGUGCUGUAUAAAAUGUAUGGAUCCGAGACCUCAAUUAUUGCCUUGCUAAAAAUUUGUUCACUCUAAAAGAAGGUAAAUUUGUAUAGCGACCUGCAGUCAUGAAUACUAUAAUGAACACAAACAUUUUGUCCGCUGAUUAUUAUAAGUACCAAAAAUAUUUCUGAAUUAUCGUUUAUAUCGUCACGAGUUUUUUUUUUUGUAAGGCGCUUAUAAAAAACUAAGGUUUUACUCAGAGUAAACCCCUAAAAAAAUUAAGUACAGAAUUAAUUUCUUGUGUUCACCCAAAUUUUGUUAAUUGCUAUUAUUAACUGCUCUGAUUCCGUAAACAUUUGGCUGACAAUCCGUCCGCUUCCCGAAAUUGGGCGAGCGAAAUCACCCAUAAAACUUUUUAUAAUAAAGUUUUCUGGGCAGGCAUUGCCUAUUUACAUUUUAUCUAUUACAAUCUUGAAAUGAAGGCUUGCACUAAACAUUUUAAAAAUAUUUUUGUAAAAUUUGUCUCAUGUGAUAUGAUGUUUGUAUUGUAUAUAGAACUAACUUCAAAUAUAUAUUUAAUUUUUACUGUGUAUUGGAACUAACUCUUAUCUUUGCAUUUCAUUACUAUAUUUCUGUACGUAUAUAUGUUUUGCCAGAUGGCGUAUCAGGGCCGCAAUUGUCUUUGACAGGGGUCAGCAAACCGCGGCUGUUCUACUUAAAUAUAUAUAUAUAUAAAGUUUUUGAAACAGAUGGUUUUUUCCUCAAAAAGACAAAUGUGGCCACGACCACGAUAGACGCACGGUCAUUAAUGAAGAUCUAACUUUUUACAGGGCCUAGGUAUAUUUAAUUAAAAAUUGGUCGCAAUUUCCUUAAUUUUUAGAUUCAUUCAUAAAACUGUUAACUACUAUUAAUGUAAGAAAGAUGCAGCCUAGUUUUGUUUAUGGUAUUGCUUAGUUGGGAAACCCCUGAUAAUUCAAAUUGGCCGCUAGAACCCAAUUUUUUUUUUAGUCCAUAAAUAAAUAAUUAAGCAUUCGUAUUUAGGUUUAAAAUAUAUCAAUGGACAACUCUCCGUCUCACAUUAGGCAAUUGUAAUACAGUGAGCGAUGUUUAUAAUACAAUACCAUGUAAAAAUAGGUCGACUAUUUUAAUUAAAUUCAACUGCCGAAGAAUUUAUUGUGACAUGCAAUUAAGUAUUAAGCCUGAUUUAUCACAAUUAGAUAACGUUUAUAUUUAUAUAAGUUUAUUUUUGAAUGUAAUGCUUUAAUUGUAAAUUUAAAUUUAAUUAUUUUUUAUGAGAUGACGUCGCAAUAAUUACUUGGGUAUUUUUCCAUUUAAAUGUUAAUUAAUAUUAAUUGUGCCAUUGUCAAAUUAACACACGUAAUCGACUUUUCCUAUCAGUACCCCUAGUGUAAAUAAAUUCGAUUUCGAAACGUGACGUACGCGUUUGCGUUUAGUCUCAUUUUGUAUUGGAUUUAGAAAGAGCGCGCCAAGCGGGACGUUUUGGAAACUCAAAAUCCUAUACAAAAUGAGACUUAACGCAAACGCGUGAAACGCGUUCGUCACGUUAUGAUGUCGAUCAAAUUUACACUAUAAGGGGUACAGUACCUACGGGACAAUAACAACUUAAGUUUUAUGAUUUUUGUAUAUCUUUGAAGUGAAAAUACGGCUCCAACAUAAAUACAUAAAAAAACAUACGUAAAUAGUUUAAAUUACUAAAGUAUAAACCAACUCUUUAAAAUAUUCUAGUCAAUAUGCAAUUAAGUUAUACGGAUUUUGGUACAUAAAGCUCUAAUCGAAAUUAAAAACAUUGGGACCAUUAUAAGAGCGUCAAAAUUAUUCUACGUUCUUAUUGCAAUGUAAAUAGUUUUGUAUUCGUAAUAUGUUUGACGUGUCCUCAGACACGGGUACUAUCUAUAUCUGGUAUAAAUUUUGCCUGAUCUGUUGCCGUUUCAGUUAUAAAAGGUUAAAAGCUAAAAUUAAAAUAUGUAGUUGAAAAACCUGAUUUGUGGUGUAACCACACAAAUGUGAUUAAGAAGUAUGUAAGUGAUAGUAGAACUUGUACAGUUAUGAGUAGUACAUUUGCAAUGGUUAAGACGUAUUAGAAUUUGUAGGACCAAUAUAAAAUACAACAAAUUUUGUUUAUUUUAGUUCAAAUAAUUUCAUAGUAACAAGUGUUUUUAAAUUCUUUGAAUGUUUCAAUUGACGAGUAGUUUUAAACAAUAAAACGAACACAUGAGUUUUACUAAAACUGUCCAUAGUUUUAUUGCAGGUAGUUAUUAUGUCUAACAUAAAUCUUUCAAACCGCAGGUUAUUGUUACAAUCAAUAUGUGGUUUCAUUGAAAUUGUACCUGUUUCAAGUAUAUAUAUCAUGGCAUUAUGGUAUUAGUCGAGUUAUAUAGUUUUCCUGUUUGUAUUUUUCUCAAAAUCCCCAUCCCUUUAGAAAUUAACAUUUAUGACCCAACUACGGCAAACAAAAGCAGGGUUAUUUUUAUAAUAUGUUUUCUAACUUGAAGUAUUUAACUUUAUCUUUAAAUGAAUAUAAUAUACCUUUUUUAAUGUCCUCGUAUUUUAUCUCAGAAAAUCCGAUCCAACUAUAUCAAUUUCUUUGUUCGAAAUUAUUCAUUUAUUAGUUGGAUAGAUUUCUAAAUAAUAAAAAGGUAUUUAUUUCCGUAAUGAUACAUAUUUUGAAAUAUAGAUAAUUAGUCUACGUAUAGGUAUUGUACAAUUAGUAAACGCCGCAUUUAAAAAGCACAUAGCUACUUAAGAUUUUGCACAAAGGUGGACCUCAAACACAAUAAAAUACAUCACUUAUUACAAUUAUAACAGUCCAUAAUGUUAACAAUAAAUAACAAAGCUUUUACCAUUUAUUGCUUUUCCUAAAGCAUAAGUUACAAGUUACAUAAGUUUAUAAGUCAAUUUAACUGAGAUAUUAAUUAAUUACAGAAUAGGUACUCAUGUAGAUUGAAGACUUAGAAUUAUUUGAAAAGCAUGUCCCUCCUUUCGUAAAAAACGGGAUCUAUUUAAGCAUUAUUCUGUUUACCAAUGUAUGUAAUCAUAUAUUUUAUGGAUGAUAAUUUUUGUUAUUUAAGUAAAACUACAUUCUGCAUAAUUUUAUUAAAUGUAAUACAUAUGUAAUACAAAACGCUACAUUCUGAAGACUGAAACCUAAAACAUAUCAUUAUUUUCUUGUUUUAUAUCAAAUAAUUAUGUAACUCUAAAAAAAUAGUAUGUACUUAAUUCUCAGGUCAUUUCCAUGGGGCAAAUUAUGUAUAUCUGCAUUUAUUAAAAAUGUGUCUAAUCUGACAAAAUGUUAUUCAUCUACAAUUUUAUUAUCUUUAAUAUAAUAUCUCUGCUACUUUUAUAUAGAGCUAUUGUUUGUCACAUUGCAUCCAUCAAAAUAACCACCCAUUUAAUAAUAGAAUAGGUAUUAAAAAUCUAUACCAUCCGUUGUUUAUAAAAUAAUACCAAAAUGUACUUCACUUAUGCUUUUUUAAUGUUAUAAUUUUUCAUAAAUAUUUUUUUUUUCGUGCAGUAUCAACUCUUAUCAGUUUUGUAUUCAAACAAAUUUAACUUCAAUUUAGAUAUUAGAAAUACUCGUAAAUUUGAUAUGCGGGAAUGAUACGAAUAAGUCUUAAGGAUGAAAAGUGUUUUCAGAAGUGAUGGACCAUUUUGAUUGUAUUUAUUUAUGCCUAAUAGUAUUUUCAUUUUAUUCCAAUUUUUUUGUAGCUCUUCGACGUCUGAGUAUAAUUGAAUUAAAUAGUCCAAAAUGAGAGUUGUUGGAUUGUCCUAUUGGUACAACAAGGGACAACAUGUUAAGCUAUAUCAGAUUAAAAUCGCACUUUGUGUUAUUGUUAUUUAGAGAAUAAUUUUCUUAACUCAUCAGCUCACUUUACAAUAAAAAGAGUGUAUAUGAACUCAUCUUUAUCUAACCAUAUUGUCUAAAUGCGUUUAGUUCUAUGAAAACGAUCAUAUAAUUGUAGAUAUUGAUGUUUUUAAGAACUGGCAAAUUAAUUGAUACAAGGCACAAACUAGUAUUACAAAAUAAAUGGUUAAGAAGAUCUUUGUACAAAGUAAACAUUUAAAGAAAAUAAAAAUGUAGGUAUGUCAUUUUCAGUUGGAAACUUCAAUGCGAACGUACUAACUCUUUAUACGUCCGGUAAAUGUAACUACAUAAAUACAGAACCUCUUAGUUAAAAAUUGUACAGCUCUUAAAUAUGGUCUAAAACAAAUUUUAAUAAUACACUGUAAACUGUUUUUAUUUCCAUGUAACUAUAAAAGGUCUUAGGUGAAAUAUUCUUAAAAAAUCUAUAUAAAUCCUAUACAAAACAACUUUGGUUUAAUACAAAUUCGAUAAAUAUUUUAAAACUUUUGAUCUAUGCUUCUGGGCUAUAGAAAGAAAGAAAGAAUAAUAUAAAAUUUAGUGUCAGUGGCGAAGAAUAAAGUUUUGGGUUCAAAUAUUUUCUUUAGUAUAUAAUAUAACAUCUAUUAUCAAUUUAAUUAAAUUUAUUUGCGACACAAAUAUAGCAUAAAAAAUGACGAUAAAAAGGACCCCGACAGCAUAAUGCCACGUAAACAGGCUCGUGCGGGUUUUCAGUGGGGACCUGACUUACUGUAACUAAUUAACGACACAAAUAGGCACAGAAAUGUAACGUAUGAUAAUGGUAAUGUAAGGGUUAAUGGUAGCUUAGUAAAACAAAUACUGAGACUAGAAUAAGAAACAUGGUACAUAAAUACUACAUACGUAACGUAAAACAAGUAACAUUCUGGUAAGAAAAAAUAUAGAUCAGAAAGCUUUAUCUCAAUUAAUGUACAGCGAGAUGCGAAAUUGCAUGGAGAAAUUAUAAAUGAAUAAAUUGAUAGUCGCCAUGCACUUUUACGGCUGAUGGUACCUACGUAGGUAUAAGUAGAUUUCUAAGAAUGUAAUAGUGAUUUUAUGAGGUUAUAAAAGAUUUUAUUUAUUGUGCCAUAGAUUUAAUUAGAGUACUUACUUAAAAUGUUAAAAAUGUUAUAUUUCGAUGACUAAUAAAACAAUACUAAUUGUAAAUUAAAUACAUAUGUAAUUUCGUUUCCUAAAAGUUUACUGUCCCAAAAGAUGGCGGCUAUUUCUUACAACGUUGAAAUUAGCUUGUAUAAACUUAUCUGCAUAAGUACGUAGAUGAAAAUUAUUAUUUGAGCUCUACACCUCAGCAGAGCAGAGUAGGGUAACAAAUGAAAAGAAGAUAAAUCAAGUGGACUGUUGUUUUCAUGUCGAAAAUAUUUUUCUUAAUUAUUGGGCUGUUUAUUCUAGCCUAAGGAUAUAAAAGCCUCGUUAAUGGGGCGGUUAGAGUUGCAUCUUACGACAUGUCAGGGUUCUCGCACUAAGACGUGUUUACGAUCACAAUAGUCGUGCCGUGAAUGCGACAUAAAACAUGUCAGCUCGUUCGUGUCCUGCAAAAUAUUUGUUGAAACUAGUGCUAACGAUGUGUUAGAAUGGUACUGAAACGAUUAUAAACGGCAAUAUUACAUGAUUUGAAAAUCCUGAAAAAACAACAAAAAAAUGUAGAGUCAGACCAAGCAAAAUCGGUAAUAAAUCGUAUUUGACAGCAUAGACUGCAAAUGUUUUUUUAAGCAUCAAACUUUAUGAGUUAACUUGGUCUUGGUUUGAUUCUACCUUCAUAAAAUAUUUUUUAAUGUUUUCUAUUGCUCUAAAUGUAAUUUUUGUACUUUGUUAGGACCAAAACGUAUGAUGAUAAUUUUUGGAAAUUUAAUAAAUGUAUUGUUGAUUUUUUGGAAAGAAUUCAAUGGCAAUUGAUAAUAGAAAAUUUUAAAAUUAAUCAAAGAAUUUAUAGAACUCAGAAAAAGAGGUUUAUACGGGUAUUGUACAAAUACAUUACAUCUCAAUUCGAAUUAUAAAUUAAAAAAUAUAAUUGACUUAUAAAAUAAUAAUUUGCGAUAGUUAUUUUAUACAAAGGAGAAAUAUUAUAGUAUAAUUUAGUCAAUAAUCUUAUUCGUUAAAAGGAUAAGUAAAUGUAGAUAUUUUGUAUGUAUUUCAUUUGUAUUUAUCAAGUUUUUAUUACGCUUUGUCUGCUAUGUAUGAUUACUCAGUGGUUAGUAGAGUAUAGGGUUUAAUAAAGAGUUUGAAACUGUA